UUUUGACAUCUCUGCAUACUCUGCACAGAUUCAAACAGACUUCUAGAUUUUUUUUAUGGUCUUCGUUCUGAACUGGUUCUCUACGGUGUAGUGGUUCAAAUCAUGUUGUUUGCUAAGUCUUUUGUUAUACUCCUCUUAGUGGAUAUGUCCCAUGCUGCAGAAAAGGAAGAUUCUGGAAAGAAGGAUGGUUGUGUGUAUGGACACCCUGGAAUACCAGGCACCCCUGGAUACAAUGGAGUGCCAGGACGUGAUGGACGAGAUGGAGCCAAAGGUGACAAAGGGGAUCCAGGUUAUCUUGGGACCUGUGGAGCUGCAGGGAAAGAGGGACCAAAAGGAAAUAAAGGAGAACUUGGUGCUCCGGGCACAGACGGAAUUAAAGGACGGCGUGGAGACAGUGGAGAGAGGGGCCCACCUGGUAAAAUGGGGCCUCAAGGGUUCCCAGGCCCACAUGGUCUUAAAGGUGAGAAGGGAGAGGUAGGACUGCCUGGGCCCCAGGGUAUCAAAGGGGAUGAGGGGCCUCAGGGACCUGAGGGCCCUCAAGGAAUCAUUGGGUACCAGGGAGAAAAAGGCUUCCCAGGCGCUAUGGGUUCCCCAGGAAGACCUGGUCCUAAGGGGGACAUUGGCCCUCCAGGUCACAGGGGCACUAUUGGCUACCGUGGUGACAAAGGGACAAAGGGGGAAACUGGAGAAAAGGGGUCCAAAGGAGACAUGCCUGAAAUCCCCAAGAGUGCUUUUUCUGUUGGGCUGACUGUGCAAACCAAGCUACCUGCCAGUAAUGCUCCCAUACGUUUUGAUAAAAUCAUCUACAACCGGCAGAACCACUACAACCCGCAGAGUGGUCGCUUUACUUGUGCAGUCACUGGAGCUUACUACUUCACCUACCACAUCACUGUUUUUUCCCGAAACGUCAGGGUGGCUCUCAUGAAGAAUGGUCAGAGUAUGAUUUACACCAUGGAUAACUACCAGAACAGUGAGGACCAGGCAGCAGGGGGUACAGUGCUUCACCUAGAGGUUGGGGACAAGGUAUGGCUUCAGGUGUCUGGAGGACAGCUCUUCAAUGGACUCUACGCAGACGAUGAUGAUGACACAACAUUUUCUGGUUUCCUUCUCUUUGCUGAGUGAUAAUUAGAUUUUAGGUAUAACUUUGUAGAUUAAUCCAAUUUUAAGCAAUAAACAGCUCCCUAAAUGGUGUAAUGCAAACAAAUUGAUUUGCUACAUACAUUCUAAAUAAUAAUUGUUCUUACUAAUAAUAAAAAAUAUUGCCUUUCUAUCAUCUGUUUUUAUAUCCAGCACUUUUGUUUGUUUGCUAGUUUGUUUUUACUGGUCAAAUUUAAUUUGCUGGGUAAGUUAUACAAUUGGUGUUAUUUUUCAAAAUAACUCUGUUCAAAUGCAAAUAUAGAAAGGUCCACAAACCAGUACAUAGUUUUGGGUCGUUCACUGUCCUCUUGGAGGCAGACGACGAAAAACACCGGACAGCUUGUCCGCUCCGCCCCCAGUACAGUCACAGCAACA
Messenger RNA from Electrophorus electricus (electric eel), 1512 nucleotides. It is a transcript of the gene c1qtnf9, whose product is annotated as C1q and TNF related 9. NCBI's taxonomy places the organism in Eukaryota, Metazoa, Chordata, Actinopteri, Gymnotiformes, Gymnotidae. The record is from RefSeq and is a predicted model, not a curated record. Gene Ontology annotation, molecular function: protein binding.